Gekko japonicus is the source of this 4452-nucleotide messenger RNA. It is a transcript of the gene OSBPL2, whose product is annotated as oxysterol binding protein like 2. The record is from RefSeq and is a predicted model, not a curated record. Gene Ontology annotation, molecular function: cholesterol binding. NCBI's taxonomy places the organism in Eukaryota, Metazoa, Chordata, Lepidosauria, Squamata, Gekkonidae. The coding region runs from base 355 to 1782 and encodes 475 amino acids. The transcript has 15 exons. Gene Ontology annotation, cellular component: cytosol; membrane; intracellular membrane-bounded organelle.
UAGAAGAAGGAGGAGGGGGAGAAAAGAAGAGAGGGUCUCACUUCCGCCUUGGUGUCAGCGGGUCUUGUCGGGGGGCUUUUCCGCAAGUGCGCGUGCGCCGCGGGAGGCAGCCCCCGAGGAAGAGCGAGCGCGCGAGCCGGGUGCCAGGCGCAAAAUUCAGGCUUAUCAAAUGCUGUGAAUCAGCACUGUGGACUGUCUGCAGAUACAUGGUGUAAUCACUGUUGCAGUUAAAUUCAAUUAGACAGAUCACUGGGGGAAAAUAUUUUUAUGAAAAAGGUCUACCACAUCAAGAGCAGCUAUGCGUUAGAGGAAAGUAACCUGCUUGGGCAGAGAAAUAAACUACUACUUUAAAGGAUGAAUAGUGAAGAGGAAUUUUAUGAUGCCGUUACAGGCUUCGAUUCUGACAAUUCGUCGGGGGAAUUUUCAGAAGCGACUCAUAAAGGUGACGUGGAUAUCCACCAGACCAGUAGGACCGGGAGACACAAUGGAGAUGGGCAGGUGCAAGAGAACGGCAUCAAGAAACACAGAACGGCAUUACCUGCACCAAUGUUUACUAGGAGUGAUUUCAGCGUCUGGAGUAUCUUAAAAAAGUGCAUUGGACUGGAGCUGUCUAAAAUUACAAUGCCCAUUGCCUUCAAUGAGCCUUUGAGCUUUCUCCAGCGGAUAACAGAAUAUAUGGAACACACAUACCUCAUUAAUAAAGCAUAUAGUCACUCAAACCCUCUAGAAAGAAUGCAGGCCGUUGCUGCUUUUGCUGUUUCUGCUGUAGCUUCUCAGUGGGAGAGAACUGGCAAACCAUUUAACCCUCUCCUUGGAGAAACAUAUGAAUUAGUCAGGGAGGAUUUAGGUUUUAGGUUUAUUUCUGAACAGGUCAGUCAUCACCCACCUGUCAGCGCAUUUUAUUCUGAAGGCUUAAACCAGGAUUUUGUUUUUCAUGGAUCAAUUUACCCGAAGCUGAAGUUCUGGGGGAAAAGCGUGGAAGCAGAACCCCGGGGAACAAUAACGCUGGAGCUUUUAAAACACAACGAAGCUUACACAUGGACUAACCCUACCUGCUGUGUACAUAAUGUAAUUAUUGGCAAGCUCUGGAUAGAACAAUAUGGAACAGUAGAAAUUGUAAAUCACAGUACCGGGGAUAAAUGUAUCCUUAACUUCAAACCAUGUGGAUUGUUUGGUAAAGAGCUUCACAGAAUAGAGGGCUAUGUUCAAGACAAGAAUAAGAAGAAACUCUCAGUGAUCUAUGGCAAAUGGACAGAAUGCUUGUGGUGUAUCGAUCCUUCGACUUACGAAAGCUCCAAAAAGAAUGAAAGGCGAGGUGGCAGUGACCAGAAGAAACCCAAACCGAGCGAGGAUGCUGAAAACGAUGAAGUGGAUGAUAUGCCUGAGGUCCAAGAGACUGUGCAAGUCAUACCUGGCAGUAAACUGCUUUGGAGGAUAAGUUCAAGACCAUCCAAUUCGUCCCAGAUGUACAACUUUACCAGUUUUGCUGUCACUCUCAACGAGCUAGAAAAGGGCAUGGAAGAAAUAUUGGCUCCCACAGACUGUCGACUCCGGCCGGAUAUCAGGCACAUGGAGAACGGAGAGAUAGAUCUGGCUAGCAAAGAAAAAGAGAGGCUGGAAGAAAAACAGCGAGCCGCUCGUAAGGAACGUGCAAAAGGUGAAAUCGAAUGGAGGACAAGAUGGUUUUAUCACGGUACUAAUCCAUAUACUGGGACUCCUGACUGGUUAUACUCAGGCGGAUACUUUGACAGAAACUUCUUUGACUGUCCCGAUAUAUACUGAAAUCUUGAACGCCGUUGUCCCUUCGCCCAGAGUUGGUAGACUUCAGCUGAUGCCAGUGACUCUCUGGCUUGGUCAAGAGCAGAAACCGCCCUUUUCUAAAGUAAAUUUUAACGAAAUGAUCAGUCGCCGAUCAAGGAUUUGUCAUUUAAUUUUGACUGCCAAAAUAUUUAAGUGCUGUUAUUUUUUUCCAUAAAGUGACAGCCUGAAUUGAGUGUGUUUCAGAGGAAAGUGGUUUGCAUGGGUUGGAUUUUUAUUUUUGCUUUCCCCAUUAGUCAGUUUAUAUUUUAUUGUUUGUUUCUGGGCCAGAAUGAAAAUGCUGAACCCAGUGGCGCUUGCAGCACCUUAUUAAACUUUUAACUUAUUCAGUACAGAUGACCGCAACGUAACUUCUCAUAUUUCAGCAGUAAGGACACCUAGAAGUAUUCACAGCUUGGAGCAACGGUGGCAAAUUGGUACGAUCGAGAAACGAUGUGGUUAUCGGAGAGGGUAUCUAAUGAGAAUCGAAGUGACUGGGAUUCUUGGGAGUCUUCUAAAAGGAGUCUUAUCGUUUUAGCUCGACAAGUUUAGCAGAGAGCAUUAGGCUUAACUUGCAGUCUUGGAAACAUCUAACUUGGUUUUCACCUCCAUCUUUGGGCACCAUGUUUAUCAAUUAAGUGAAGCACCUGUGAUUUAAAAAAAAAAAAUUAAAGGCGCGACAACAGCAAACUACUACAUCAAACUUUGGGACAUGGUUUACAGGUGUUCACGACAAACACCUCCUUGUCUGAAGUUUCAGAAUGUAUGGCUUUUUUAAAACACAAAGGCUUUGGAGAUGCUCAUAGGAAUUUGGGUGUUUUGUGUGCGUGUGUUUGUGUGUCAUGUAAGAAACCACAUCUUUCUUUCUUUUCCUUUCUUUUUUGCUUUAGUCAUGAGAAGUCUGCAGCGCUGCUUCCAGCAGGCUGGCACUAUUCAGGACUUAUCCAUAAACACACACUCCUUUGUCCUCCUUUGUAUUCACUCUGAAUCUUAAUCUGUGAAAAGCUGUCACGUUUGGUUGUGGAUAUUUCAGUGUGUGUUCAGAAGCAUUUACUGGGUCAUGACAGAUAGUACUGUCCUGAGAAGCAGUUUCCCUCCACUACCUUCUAGCUAAAAUUGAGUGACCUGACUGAGGCUUUCAUUGAAUUUACAAGAGGUAUAAUUUCCUUGAGCGUGAGCUUAUUUUUGUGGACUUAAAAAAACAUAUCAAAGCCAUAUGAUCCCUGAUCUGUGGUGAAUUUUGAAAGAGAAGUAUCCCCUCCCCCCAUCGUCACCUAUACAUUUCUAGAAGGCAGGUGAAUUUUACGGGCAAUACAUGAAGGUCUGAAAAUAAAGUUUAGGUUGGUAGUUCAGGCAGUUUGAAAAUAAGAAAUUACUGAUGGUUUUCUUGACUGUAAUCCCAUCAUAUUCUGUGGGGCUAUACCAGUGUGUGGUGGUUAAGAAUUUGUCCCUUGUGUGUUUAGAAACAUCUGCAUCAGCUGAUGAGUUUGAUUUCCACACGUUUUGAAGUUUCAAGCUUGCAAACUUCAACCAAAGACUAGAGAUGCUGGAACUGCAUCUAAAGGAGAGAAGCUUAAGUGACCUCUGUGGGGAUGUAGGUGCUGGUGUUUUUAUACCCAUGCCUAUGGAGCAGGAAAAUUUGACUGCAACAUUUUAGUCACAUCUUCUUAGAUUUUCCAGCAAAGAAACUUAUGCUGAGAACAUUCAAGGCAAUAAAAAGACACUACAGACUGAGAGAACCAUUUUUGGCUAGCAUGCUGUUUUGUCACUCUUAACUCGAUAUUGUCCUUGGAUAUUGUCUUCCAAGCACUGUGUUUCUGAAAAAGUUGUAAGUCCCCCAUUCAUUUCAGCAGGGCUCAGAAGUGAUUGAUGAACACCAUCUCUCCAUAAGAAGAGCCCUGCUGGAUCAGUGGUCUGUCUAGUCCAGAGCGGUAGUCCGUCUAGUCCAGCAUCCUGUCUCAUAAAGUGGCUGACUAGUUAUUCCGGAGGGCCAACCAACAGGGCAUAGAGGCCAAGGCCUUCCCUGAUGUUUCCUCCUGACACUGGGACUGAGAGGUUUACUACCUCUGAAUGUGGAAGUUCAUAAAGUCACUAACAGCACUGAGCUACUGUCCACUGUGUUUUACGUUUUCCCCCUUCCAUCCUUCAAUGAACAAAUGUCAUAAAUCCGCACAUUAAUAUAUGUCAACAGUGGAAGUUCCCAGUGACACUCCCCUCCCACAAUGAAUCACUGUUGAAAAGCCACACAUAUAAAUAUAUGUAGAUAAGCUUCUUACCAGAAAUAAAAACGAUGCACAGCAAGGCCCCUGUCACAAGCAUAUAAUUUACCGACAAAUGCCUUGAUCCAGAGAGGAGCAGAUUUUAUUCCCCGUCGCGUUCCUGUACCAGAUAAGCCACUUGGCCAGAGGAAGGAAUGAGAAGACCGUGCCGAGUGGCUCUUCCUUCCCAGGGAAAGUGAAAUGGUGGCAGGGUUGGGAGCGCUGUCGUUUGCAGAUCUUCAAGCUUGGGCAACAACUAUCUUCUCAAUCCCGAUCUUUGCAUUGGGGGGGGGGGGUACUCUGAGGUCCCAUUGCAGCAAUUUGUUGAAGUUACGGGUUCAGAAGCCCUGACCUGGAUGGCCCAGGCUAGCCUGAUCUCGUCAGAUCUCGGAAGCUA